AUGCUCCGCGCCAGAUUGGCAACCCAACAGAUCGCCCGCCGCGGCUUCUCUACGACCGGAGCUCGAUUCUCCAGCCCUUUCCACUAUCCUGAAGGCCCAAGAGCCAGCUUGCCGUUCAACCCAAAGACCCGAUUCUUCUGGCUGCGAUACUGGUCAUUCAUGGCGUUUGGAUUCUUCGUUCCCUUCGGCAUGGCCCUAUGGCACACCUACAAGGACUUUUAA
This is a messenger RNA of Exophiala dermatitidis NIH/UT8656, 222 nucleotides long. RefSeq names its product cytochrome c oxidase subunit VIIc. Gene Ontology annotation, biological process: mitochondrial electron transport, cytochrome c to oxygen. Bases 1 to 222 code for a protein of 73 amino acids. The record is from RefSeq and is a predicted model, not a curated record. Lineage: Eukaryota; Fungi; Ascomycota; Eurotiomycetes; Chaetothyriales; Herpotrichiellaceae. The transcript is spliced from 3 exons.